UCCAUGAAUUUCUGAGCACACGGAUUAGAUUUCCAGCUUCGGUUGCAUAGUUUAAGCGGUAGAAAAGGGUGAUUUCAGUGCUGAGAAUCAUAUUUUAUUCCAGUAACUUGGAACAGCAACAACGCAGAUUGCCAAAGUGUGCUGAAAUCGCGAAGAAGUGGUUAGAUCGCAGAUGUAUUCGAUAGGGAAUCAUCACAAUGAUCAAAGCUUAAAUCUCUAGCUAGAGAACGGAAACUAAUGCAUCUCCUUUUUUCUACUGGAGGAGUCACGUAAGUGUAUGACAGCGUGUUUCAUAUCACAAGAAGCAUUUUCGUCAGUUUCGUAGCACCAAGCAGACAUGAGAGAAAUACCACCCGUUUUCUUCGUCCUGCUCGUCUUUUUCUCGAGUUCUCUCACCGUGGUGUUAUCGGAGGUGAGGUCGUGUUCAAUGCAGCGGCUAACUAUGGUCGGCGGAUUCGAGAACACGAACCGCGCCCUGAGUGGGUCUAUCCUGACCCAGCACAGAGUGAAGAGCGUACGAGAGUGCACAGUUAGGUGCCUCUCCACUGCCGGGUGUGUGUCCUUCAAUUAUGAAAGUGCACCCGUGGGUCUUGCGGGAGGUUUCAGAAGUUGCGAGUUAAAUAACAGUACAGUGUGGACUGCAGGACUCUACCGUCUAGUUCACAGAGAACGUUUUGUAUACUACGAAAAGGUUGAGGAUGGAGGCGCCAUUUUUGUGAAACCGGACUGUGGCGCUGUUCCUAAUGUGACAAACGCAUCAACAAACGUCACGGACUCUACUUACGUGACGUCCGUCACCUACAAGUGCAGUAAUGGGUUCGACGUACAAGGUAGCGACACCAUCUACUGUCAGCCUGACGGGACAUGGGAAACGCCGCCGACCUGCUUAAUCUCGCAGAACUCCAGGUGUGGCAAUAGUCCGGUGGUGGACAAAGCCACCUCGUCACGUGACACAAGUACCGACACGGUUACGUAUACGUGUGAGCCUGGGUACAGGAUAAAUGGAACUAACCCUAUCAGUUGUAUGAUUAACGAUGUGUGGGAACCGGCGCCAAGUUGUGAAGAACGAGGUUUCCCGGUUGCGAUAUCAAUCACCAACAAGGACGUCGUGCAUCCGUCUCUAGGAAAGGACGAAGGCUCCUGGAUGACAGACACUGCCCUGGACAACGGGAUGGUGUACAUUACGGAAAAGUCUCACAAUCCGGGCAAAGUGAUAGAAUACACCUCAGCAAACUUCCCAUACACGAAUCUUCCGAGGGAAAUCGACGUGGAGUGCGACGGGACGACCCACGUUAUACGAGACGGUUAUCUUUUCUGUGGGCAACAUAACAACUUGAACAUCAUGAAGUAUCGCUUGACCGAUGGCCAAGCUUUGACCACCGGUGACUUGCCAAGCGAUGCUGGUGUCCAUGACGUCUACCCGUACACGUGCGCGAGCCACACAGAUAUAGAUGUCGCUGCGGAUGAACAUGGGCUUUGGGUGGUUUAUGCUAAUACGAGUAACAACAUUGUGGUCAGCCGUUUGGAUCCCGAAACACUGGACAUCUCGGACACCAGGGUGAUUUCUGAUCACGCUAAGACCAACACGGCGGAGACGUUUAUCAUCGACGGUGUUUUAUUUGCCAUCAACUCCAGUCCUACAAAUUACGUCAGUUACGUUUACGAUUUAUUUCGCGGGUCUGGAAAAACGCUGACUUCGACAGACUUACCUCUGGCGUCUGGAAGUCUAAGCGCUGAUACCACGUGGGACUCAUUUACCAUGGUGGAUUAUAACCCACGCGAUGGAAAACUCUAUGUUUAUUCGGAAGGAAAAGCGAUCCGGUAUGACGUCACACUUACUUUUUAAAAUGGCAAAUUGAUACGUUACGUCACCGUUAGCGAACGACAGCAAUGGUAUAUUUAAAAGCAAGACAAUAAAUAAAUAAAUGAAACAAAAAAAGAAGGAAAGAGAAAGUAAAAGAAAAAAUCGGAGAAAUUUCAAUGUGAAAUGGUCACAUCGACAGCGGAACAGUAGGCAUGGCGGAUGUUGCGAAACGUGAAGGCGCAAGGCCCCAUCUGAAUGAUUAAAAUGUUAUACCCCCGAGGGGAAUGUUAACUUAAGAGUACGCAAUCUCGUUGCUGACUUGUAAACUGCUUAACAAAAACUAACAGAAAGUCGGCGGUUAUGUUUGUAUUCAAAUAGAAACAAAGUUGAGCAGUUACAUUUUACUUUAUAUCGUAAAGGAACCGAUACAACAAGAGACAGAGGUGCCAAUUGAUUUCCAAUGAUUAACAGUGGACAUUUAUUCAUUACGACAAGGGAACUUAACAUGUUAAUAUACAUUUAAAGCUGUAGACACUGUUGAACCAGCUGUUGGAAGCGUAUAUGGUAUUGGAGACUUUCUCUGGCCAAUAUAAACUUUCAU
Lingula anatina is the source of this 2405-nucleotide messenger RNA. RefSeq names its product noelin-like. The record is from RefSeq and is a predicted model, not a curated record. Lineage: Eukaryota; Metazoa; Brachiopoda; Lingulata; Lingulida; Lingulidae. Gene Ontology annotation, biological process: signal transduction.